AUGAAGACGAUGCUAUCGUCAAUAGAUCUUAUUAUAGAGUGUCGAGACUAUCGCGUACCACUUACAUCAAGAAACCCUCAGUUUGAAUCUACCCUCGCGGGUCGGCCGCGGCUUGUAAUCUACACCAAGCGAGAUCUCGGAAGUAAAGACCACCUCGACGAUCGGAGGAGGGAGGAAAUUAUCAAGGAGUGGCACAAACCAUUCGACACUCUCUUCACCGAUCAUAAAAGCAAGCGGGAUGUCAAGACGGUCCUUGCUUAUACGAAAGAACUGGCCGAAAAUGCGCAAUCGCUGCUAGGAACACGGAUCAUGAUCGUCGGUAUGCCUAACGUUGGGAAAUCAUCUCUUCUUAAUGCACUACGAAUGGCAGGUGUGAAGAAAGCCAAAGCAGCAUCCACCGGCGCACAACCUGGCAUCACGAGGAAAAUCGCAAGUGGAGUGAAAAUCAUAGAGAAGGACGUGGAGAGAGGUCUGGAAGGUGUCUAUCUUGUUGAUACACCGGGAGUUUUCGUUCCCUAUGUGCCAGAUGAUGAGGCGAUGUUGAAAUUAGCCUUAGUGGGGAGCGUGAAGGACACUAUUAUUGCUCCGACGACGCUUUGCGACUAUUUACUUUUCCACAUGAAUAAGCAAUAUCAGGGACCAGAAUUAUAUGAACACUACUCAGAACCUACGAAUGAUAUCAAUCUCUUCCUAGAUAGGGUAUGUCGGAAAACUGGGAGACUUGGGAAAGGGGGAGUUCCAGAUUCAGACGCGGCCGCAUUAUGGAUAAUACAACGUUGGAGACAGGGGAAUCUCGGACACUUUGUCUUAGAUGAGGUUAAGGAGGGAGGUUUGGAAGCCAAAAAGGCUGAAAAUAUAAAGGAGAGUCUUAGCCAGGCUAGGAAGAGGAUGAAGGCAGAACAGACUGCCAGGAGUAAAGCCAAGUUUGAAUGA
Messenger RNA from Glarea lozoyensis ATCC 20868, 933 nucleotides. Its product is annotated as P-loop containing nucleoside triphosphate hydrolase. The coding region runs from base 1 to 933 and encodes 310 amino acids. Gene Ontology annotation, molecular function: GTP binding; GTPase activity. The transcript has 2 exons. NCBI's taxonomy places the organism in Eukaryota, Fungi, Ascomycota, Leotiomycetes, Helotiales, Helotiaceae. Gene Ontology annotation, cellular component: mitochondrion. The record is from RefSeq and is a predicted model, not a curated record.